Molecule: messenger RNA, 1539 nt
Organism: Malurus melanocephalus (red-backed fairy wren)
Lineage: Eukaryota; Metazoa; Chordata; Aves; Passeriformes; Maluridae
Product: alpha-1-antiproteinase 2-like
Exons: 6
Coding region: 221-1483 (420 amino acids)
Biological process (GO): negative regulation of endopeptidase activity
Molecular function (GO): serine-type endopeptidase inhibitor activity
Source: RefSeq, a predicted model, not a curated record
CUGUAUAAAUAAGAGAGGGAGCUGCAGGGUAGUCCUGGUGAAGACAGCAGGAUUCUUGGAAGCUGCUUGAUGCUUCAUCCCUGAAGGUGCGGAGUAAUUCAGAUUCAACAGCAAAUACUCAUGGUGGCCUGGUAGAAGAGUGAGAGCUCAUGUUCACCUGUUUCCAGGUAAAAGGAGGCUUAGAGGUGGAUGCCACUUUCUGGGAUUUUCAUACAAGAACAUGAAGACCACAUUCUACCUAAGUUUGCUACUGGCCGGGUUCCAGGUGGUCRCCCAUGGUCAGCUCACACCCACUGACCACAAUGGACACGAUCCAAAUGAACAUAAACACCACAUGCACCACGGAGGUGAAGCGAUUGCCUGCCUCAAACUYGUGCCAAACAAUGCUGACUUUGCAUUCCAGUUUUUCAGGGAGGUUGCACAGGAGGCACCUAAUAAGAACAUUUUCUUGUCUCCUGUGAGCAUCUCCGUUGCCUUAGCGAUGCUGGCCCUUGGGGCUAGGUCAGCCACACGGUCUCAGAUCCUGGAAGGACUUGCCUUCAACCUUACAGAGAUUCAGGAGAAGGAGAUACAUGAAGGCUUCCACAACCUAAUCCACAUGCUGAGCCAUCCUGAGGGCGGUGUCCAGCUCAACAUGGGGAAUGCCAUCUUUGUAACUGAGAAGCUGAAACUUCUAAAAAUGUUUUUAGAUGAUGCCACGGCUCUGUAUCAGCUGGAGGCUUUCACCACUGAUUUUAACAAUCCCACAGAAGCUGAAAAGCAGGUCAAUGAUUAUAUAGAGAGGAAAACACAUGGGAAAAUUACUAAUUUGGUCCAGGACAUGGACCCACAAACUGCAAUGCUUCUGGCUAGCUUUGUUUUCUUUAACGGCAGCUGGGAAARGCCUUUUAAACCAGAGGAUACUGAAGAAAGGGAGUUCUUUGUGGAUGCUGAGACUACUGUGAAAGUCCCUAUGAUGUACCAGAUGGGAGUAUUUGACUUCUAUUUUGAUGAGGAGCUGUCAUGCACUGUGGUACGGCUGCAUUAUAAUGGGAGYGCUACUGCAUUUCUGGUUCUGCCAGCAAAAGGGAAAAUGAAGCAGUUAGAGCAAACUCUGGACAAGGAAACCAUCCAGAAAUGGUCAGACAAUCUCUUCCAGAGCUUUAUGAGACUCUACUUCCCCAAAUUUUCUAUUUCUGGGAGCUAUGAAAUAAGUAACACCCUUAGCAAGAUGGGAAUCGUGGAUGUGUUCACCAACCAGGCAGAUCUCUCUGGCAUUGCUGGCACUCCAGAGCUGAAGGUUUCUAAAGUUGUUCACAAGGCUUGUCUGGAUGUUGAUGAGAGAGGUACUGAGGCAGCAGCAGCAACUGCUGUUCAUAUAAUGCCAGUGGCUCUUCCUCCAACCAUUGAAUUCAGCCAUCCCUUCCUCAUGCUGAUUUUUGAUAGAGAUACAAACAGCACACUCUUCAUAGGAAAAAUAGUUAACCCGUCUAUCACUAGCUGAAGUGACAUAUGAAUUUUGUUUGCCACUACUAAUUAAAGAUGUGAAAAUGCAUGACA